Messenger RNA from Frankliniella occidentalis (western flower thrips), 1552 nucleotides. Its product is annotated as transcription factor sox-2. Gene Ontology annotation, molecular function: RNA polymerase II cis-regulatory region sequence-specific DNA binding; DNA-binding transcription factor activity, RNA polymerase II-specific. Gene Ontology annotation, biological process: anatomical structure morphogenesis; cell differentiation; regulation of DNA-templated transcription. Lineage: Eukaryota; Metazoa; Arthropoda; Insecta; Thysanoptera; Thripidae. The record is from RefSeq and is a predicted model, not a curated record.
CAGACUAAGAAGAACAACCCGAACCACAUCAAGCGGCCCAUGAACGCGUUCAUGGUGUGGUCGCAGAUCGAGCGGCGGAAGAUUUGCGAGCAGCAGCCGGACAUGCACAACGCCGAGAUCUCGAAGCGCCUGGGCCGCCGCUGGAAGACGCUGGCGGACGACGAGAGGAAGCCCUUCAUCGACGAGGCGGAGCGGCUGCGCCAGUUGCACCUCCAGGAGUACCCGGACUACAAGUACCGGCCCCGGAAGAAGAUCGUCAAGGUGCAGCCCAAGGUGUCGACGCCGAGGGUCAAGAAGCCAAAGAAGCCGGACUCCAACAACAACAGCAGCAAGCAGUCCGAGACGCCGUCGUUCAAGAGGAGCCUGCCGUCGCCCGACAGCCCCGCCACGCCACAGAGCCACAGGCCGGCCUCGCGCGCGCGCAGCGCCAGCGGCUCCAAGUCCAAGAAGCCCAGGCUGAUGUCGAGCACCCCGCUCGCCAAAGUGCCGGCCAGCCCCUCGAGUGACGUCCCUGACUCGCCAGAGUCGGCCACCUUCUACGAGGACUCCUCCACCUCCAUGAUGCUCGACAUCACCUUCUCCAGCAGCGCCGUCGGCUCGACCGACUGCUUCACGCCGCUGAACGCGCUGCAAGACAACGAGAGGGUGCGCGCGCUGACCGCGGAGAGGCGCCAGGCCCUGGGGCUCGGCUCGCUUCAGGGGCUGCGCCUGCCGUCCCUGUGCCCCAUCAAGACUGAGGUCCUUGACAUCAAGCACGAGGUGGACGACGACGUUGACGAGGGCAUUGACGACGUGCACAGGGAUUAUGAGGAGGACGAGGAUGAGGAGGAUGACAAGUACGCCAUCAAGGAGGAGUUUGACUGCGAAUCGGAGUCCGCCGCCGUCGCCGCGGCCGCGGCCGCUGCCGCAGGACUCAGGCCGGGAGAGAACCCCACGCUGUUCGGUGCGCAGCAGACCCCGUCCUUGUCGGAGCUCGAGAACCUCACCGACCUCCUCCCCCCGUUCAGGAUUGACAUUGACCUGGACAACAUCAGUACCGACUUUGAGACUUUCGACACUGCCAGCUCCAGCUCAGGUUCCCACCUAGACUUCAGCUGCACCCCUGACGUGUCAGACAUGCUGUCCGACAUUGGCGUCAACAAUGACUGGGUGGACACCACCUUCCUUAUUAAUUGUUAGUGUGUUUGUUUUUUGUUGUUUAAGUGUGUCUGUGUUACAUUGUAAGUAGAUGGCCCCGCCCCAAGUCAAAUCGUAUUCGAAGGCGAGUAAUCAAAGAUGUUUUGUAAUUCAACGUAAACGUUAUUGAUAUUAUGAUGUCUGAUUGGUGAAAUGUAAAUAGAUAGAUGGUCUAGAGCUAAUAUUGGAUCUCCCAGUGUGUUUAUUGUACCUAUUCAAACGUCUCAGUGAUUCUACAUUUCCGGUUGCUUCUUGAUAGAAGGCAGAAGAAUUCCGAAGUCCCCUUUGGCCCCAGUUAUUGCGAUGAAUUAGCAGUACAAUCGUCGGUUUGAAACGCAUUGCUGUUCUUUUUUAUUUUGCUCAUUACCUUAUUAUU